Molecule: messenger RNA, 4754 nt
Organism: Folsomia candida
Lineage: Eukaryota; Metazoa; Arthropoda; Collembola; Entomobryomorpha; Isotomidae
Product: regulator of G-protein signaling 12
Exons: 14
Coding region: 317-4234 (1305 amino acids)
Biological process (GO): signal transduction
Molecular function (GO): protein binding; GTPase activator activity
Source: RefSeq, a predicted model, not a curated record
CAAGUGAGAAAGAGAGACAGUUGUUACUACUCAAGUGUGGAUUGGAUUGUUGUCUACUUUUUUAGUAUUUUACUGGUUGGUCGUGAUUUCUACUUGUUCAUUUAGUCGUAGAGUAGAAGAAACUGUUUCCGACAUCAAAAAGAGGAAUUUCACUGCCCUCCAGCAGAAGAAUCGAAAUCAAGAUAAAUUAAUUCUCAAAAUUUAUAUCAGGUUGCUCAAGUAAUAGUCGAAACCGUGAUCAUGUCCUCGUUCUGCGCUUCUUGUUGCCCAGCUGAUCCGACGAGUGGGGAAGAAACUUAAGAAGGAUUAGUUAAAAAUGGAAAUAAUGCAGCAAACAGCGCCCUCCCCAAAUUUGGGGGGCGGUGGUGUCGGAUUGAUGAUGCCGCGUAGGAGGAAGAAACGUGUCACGACUACGACGACGAGUGGCGGUGGGGCGACAAUUGGCAGUGGGAUUGGUAGCGGGAUGACCUCGGCCUCCACGUUGACAAGUCUUAAUCGGAACGGGAUCCGGCUGGUGGAACUGACCAGGGGAAAGGUGGGGUACGGAUUUACCAUUUCGGGACAAAAACCGUGCCUUCUUCGCUGUAUUGUGGAGGGAAGUCCAGCUUCUGGGGCCAACCUCCACCCAGGGAAUUGUCUCGUCGGCGUUAAUGGGAGGGAUGUGUCUCAUUUGGCGCAUGACGAGGUCGUCGCCCUUAUCGGAAAGUGUACCGGACUUUUGCGCCUUCACGUGACAGAUUCGUACUUUAGUGAGAGCUCGGAUGAGGAAGGAGAUCUCCAGAUAACCCAACCUCGUCCAAAAUAUCAGAAUAAUCGUGCUCGAGUUGGAGGCAAAUCGAAACGCAACACUACCAUCACCACGACGAGCAACUCGAACAGUGCCGAUGACCACUUUGACUCUCUCCAUCAGCACAAAACAGCCCCUCACUCCGCGACACGUUCCUUGUCCGUCCCCAUUUCCACACCAACCACCACACCCUCUGUUGCCACCUCCCUUCUUGGCGAAGAGUCCCCCAUCCCUGCCCUACCCUUGCGAACAAUUCGUAACACCGCUACAAAAAUCGGGGUGGAAAGUGUUCGCGUAUUUGCCACCACUUCCUCUCAAGACAACAAGAAUCUUUAUCCCUUCCCCAACACAAGCCGGACCAGUUUAAGCAAUAGUAACAAUAACUGCCGAACAAGCAGACCUUCCAUUAAGGAACAACUAAGUCAGUUCAAUCACAAUACCAAUAUGAUCACCACAACAAGUAAUACUACUACAUCCUCUCCCAACUCUUAUCGUUGUUAUCAAGCCGUUGUUGGGUACGUCGGAUCAGCCGAGAUACCAGCAAUUGAGGAGAGAAAACGAUUACAAGCCCUAACUGCGUGCAUUCGUCGGCUCCGGGUUGAGCGGAGGAUGAGAAGCAUCGUCCUCCUGAGAAUCAAACCAAAUGGAAUUUGCCUCUUUGGUUCGCACCAAAACGCCACGACCGGCCCCCCGUUGGCCUUCUAUUCUUCAGGAAUAAUCUCAUUUUGCGGUGCGUAUAACGAGGAUCGUCGUUUCUUUGGACUUGUGACGUGUACCUCGUCAUCAGCAACAUAUUCUUGCCACGUAUUUAUGGUGGAUCCCAAACUUUUGAGUCAUUCCGACCACUUGAGGAGAGCACGAACCUUUGGUUUUACCUGUAGUUCGCUCCCACUUCCGAAAUAUGGACAGGUGCUAGGACUACAGGAGUGCGUCGAAUUUCCAGCCACGGCAGACCCCGUGUUGAGUUCAAUUCUUCGUCUGCACGGGACCCGAGAUCAGGACGAAGUCAGACCUUCACAGCAGCAGCAACAACAACGCUCCCCCAGCGAGGCAUCAAUAAGACUUGAAAAUUGUACCAAUUCAAGCAAUUCCGACUCCGGUGUGGGAUUCAGGGACGAAUUUAACGAUAGGAAUAAUUCAUCUUCUACCAGGAUUUACGACAUUGUAGAAAGUGAAGGAAUCAUGUUCGACCAGAGAUCUCCUCCAUCAAGGGAUCUCACGAGUAGAUCUCAUCAUCACAACAAUAAAAUCACGUCAUCUCCCUCAUCCGGAAAAUCCCUGCCUGUCACGUUCUCCUCAUAUCGACGGUCAGACUGUGUCGACUGUGACGGCGCGAGUUCUACCGUGUCUGGAAGCAUUUCUCUCCCAGGAGGGAGACAAACUAGGAACUCCUUUGAAACCGAUCCGCUCUCUCUUCAGGAGAUCUUAAUGUCCAAUUCGAACUCCGAAUUGCCCAGGGAUAGACGAAUUUCGACCAGACAUCAUAACUCCCCCUCCACUUCAGGUGUUCCGAGACAUAUCGAGGUUGACGUUGUGGUCACACCAUCUCCAAGUCAUAAUCAGCAAUCAAUCCACGAUGAGGAGGAGGAGGAGUCAGUAUUUAGACAGGUUUUGACUUCCUCCCCCACCAAGAGUAAAAAACUGGCGAGGAAGAGUGGGUCCCGGAGUUUGGACAAUCUGUGUUCUCCCGAAGUGUUCAGUGAGGGUGGCAAAGUGUGUGACUCAAGUGGGGGUAGGGUUGAAUCGAUAAUCGGAAAUAUUGGGUCUACUCCAGCCCUGAAUAAGGAGCUGUCCACUCCCACGACGACUAAAUCUUCUGGGGAUGUAGCAGCCUUUUGGGAAUUCAAAGUUCCUCGUCCCCCGAAACCAAAGAGAGAAAUGAAUCGUUUCGAGUCCUGGGCGGAGAAUAUUGAAAAUCUUCUCGCCGACCACUGUGGACGGGACGUGUUCACGGAAUUCCUGCAACAUGAAUUCUCCGCGGAGAACAUCUUGUUUUACAACGAUUGCGUUCGUUACAAGAAGGUGUACCCUAAUCUGACCGAGUGUCAAAGGAUCUCACUCGCAGCCAACAUUUUCCAACGCUAUGUUCAAAAUGGAGCCACUGAUCCGGUCAAUGUCGACUUUCAGGCACGUUCCCAAGCCGAGAAGCUGCUUCCUCAACCCACUCCCGACAUGUUUGACCUUCCCCUCGGCCAGGUCUAUAAUCUCCUCAAGUUUGACUGCUACCCACGAUUCCUCCGUUCGGACACCUACCGCGACUACUCCACGGGCGCCCUUACUCUCCCCGAUUACGGCGACACGUCCGACUCUUCUGACCAGGACUCAGUAAAGUCGCAUAAGUUGGACGGACGACGGAGGUCACUCCUCCCCUGGAACAUUAAAAAUCGGUCCAAAAACAAGGCCAAGUCUAAGGACGAUUCGGACCGAUUAAACUCUGAUAUUUCGUUCAUCCAGAGGACCGCAAUAAAUCAGAAUGCUGAAAGCUCUGACACGGAUGACAGUCGAAGACAAAGUUACAAACUUUGCAGAGUAACGCUUCCCGACAACUCGACAACCGUGCUGCCCUGUCGGCCGGGUGAGUCACUCUCCAUCGUAGUGCAGAGGCUCUUGGAAAAGAGGGAAUUCCAUUACGCAGCGUUCGAAGUGGUCAAUGUAGCCACUGGAAAGGCGCUCGACUUGAAUUUGGAAGCGUCAGAGAUGACGGCAAAGGAGAUCCGCGUGGAGCCGCGGUCCUUCAUCGGGAUAGAGUUGCCCAAGGGGUGGAAAGUUGGCGUGCGAGCGAACCCGUUUCGAAAAGUGGCCGAGGUUUUGAAACCCAUUCUCUCCCAACAUGGACUGAAGCUGGAUAAUGUCUUCGUUUAUGACAUCGAAACAGGGGAAAGGAUUGAUAUAAAAAUGCCCAUGGCGAGACUGGAUGGGCAUAAUUUGUUGGUGAAAUGUAAAGACCCGCAACUCGAAGAGAUAACAAACCACGUCGUUCACGACGGUUGCCUUGAUCCGAGCGGAUUUGACGAUGAUGACUUAGCUUCAACCAAGACUGGAUCGAGCCAAUCCUCCAGCGUAUUUCGUGGCUUUCUACGCCGAAGUUCAAAAUAUAAGCGGAAAGCCAAACAGAACAAGCAACAACAGUUCCUACAAAGUUCGGAUAUUCAUGACCCCACCAGCCACAUCGAACCCAUAAUUGAAACUAAACGAGGACCAGGCAACACCAAUUCCAGCGUCGAUUCAGCUACUCGUAGCUACAUACUCACCAAGAACGGAUCUUCACACGAUGAGAAUUUGCAACCUCACGGGAACCUCAACCUCCAACACUCUUCUGCAUCGUCAUCUCCGCUGAGCUUGGUCGUCUCCUCAUCCGAACUCAAAUUACCUGAUUCUUCAAGAAUCCGGAAACCAAUCUACGUCGGACAAACCAACGCGGACAAUAAUAAUUCAGACCUCGUCUAAUGGCAAUAAAAAAUGAAUGAUAAUUAAUCAAUUUCCUCCACAUUUCGUAAUAAUACUAUUACAUCCGAGCUUUCUAUGGCUUAUUAAUAAUUAGUUAAUUAAAAUUAAUCAUGGAGGAUGAUGUGGUCAGUUUGUUGUUAGGGAAUUGCGAUAAUUUUGACAAGUUAAGUCAAUAUGUCUGUGACUGUUGGUGAUGGCGGUGACAAGAUAAAUAAGAUAUUCAAUCCAAUAAUUAACAAUCAAUUAAAAAAAUAUCUACUCAAUUUUAUGUCUGGAGAAACAAUCGUUUUAUUUAUUUUGUUAUAAUAAAACAAAUAUAUAGUAAAGUAGUAAAUGUAAGAAGUAUCAAAAUAUGUAAUGUUGUAUGACUCGUUUCUCUCUCCGUGAUUCAGCUUUAUUUGUAACAGUGAAAAUGGCAAUAUACAUUAAUAUUUGUAAAAGUUAAGUAAAAACUAAUUAUGGAUUGAUAUUGCUCUACAACAUGAACGUACAAAAAUAAUAAAUACUUUACUAAAAUGUU